Colossoma macropomum (tambaqui) is the source of this 4156-nucleotide messenger RNA. RefSeq names its product cysteine rich transmembrane BMP regulator 1 (chordin-like) (gene crim1). NCBI's taxonomy places the organism in Eukaryota, Metazoa, Chordata, Actinopteri, Characiformes, Serrasalmidae. Gene Ontology annotation, molecular function: protein binding; serine-type endopeptidase inhibitor activity. Bases 669 to 3734 code for a protein of 1021 amino acids. The record is from RefSeq and is a predicted model, not a curated record. Gene Ontology annotation, cellular component: extracellular region. The transcript has 17 exons.
AGAGAGACUCUGACUGAGGGAAGUGAAGAGCAGCGCCCGUUUUUUCUUCUUCUUCAGUCGCGCUCAGCUCAGUGCCUACAGAACACGACCACCGGCUUUUCUUUCUCUUCACUCUUCAGAAAGGGAAUUAUCGUGCUUUUAUGGACCUCCAUCGUAAACGCUGAACAGGAAGAAACCACUGAAAUCCCCCCAGCUUCUCUAUCUUAAAAAAACAGAGCAGGAGAAAGAGAAAGGGAGAGGACUCGCAGAGCGAGAGAGAGAGAGAGACGCAUGAGGACGAGGAGGAAAGUUUUGGUGGUGCUGGAGCAGCGCUGAGUCCGGGGCCAUGUCCGCCGUCAGCAGCGUGGGCUAAGAGCCGCUUUGUGUCGCGCCUUCCAGCGGCUUUGCCUGAACGACGAGCUUCGGCGAAGAAGAGAAAAAGUUUACGCCUCCUCGUUCCUUCGACGGACGCUGUAAAACCAGGAGCCCCCAUUACACGCUCGUUUAGAGCCAUUGUUCACCGCGUUUGAUCGCUUUGCUGGAAUCCCCGCCGUUGCACGGUGUGUUUUUUUCUAGAGGGAGAACUUGGAGGUUGGGGGCGGUGGUGGGUUUGGAUAUACGUUUGAACAUAUAUUUUCGGCUACUUUCCUCCACCUCUUUGCACUCUCUUCACGGCCUCUUUUUCCAGGAUGCACCGCUUGGUGAAAUGCGUGCUGGUCUCGCAGCUGGCGGUGCUGGUGCUGCGCGGCGGCGCGGCGCUCCUGUGUCUGCCCUGCGACGAGUCCAAGUGCGAGGAGCCCAAGCAGUGCACGGGCGCCGUAGUGCUGGGCAUCUGCGGCUGCUGCUCCGUGUGCGCCAAGCAGAAGAACGAGAGCUGCGGCGGCGUGUACGGGCUGUACGGGACGUGCGACGCGGGGCUGCGCUGCGUCAUCCGCCCGCCGCUCGACGGCGCCUCCAUCACCCAGUACGAGGUCGGAGUUUGCGAAGAUGAAAACUGGGAUGACGACCAGCUCUUGGGAUUUGAGCCGUGCAAUGAGAACCUGGUUACGGGCUGUAACAUCAUCGAUGGGAAGUGUGAAUGUGACAGCGUACGAACAUGCAACAACCCAUUUGAGUUUGCCAGCCAGGAAGCUUGUCAGACAGCCCUGAGGAAGAUCGAAGAGGAGAGACCGGACUGUUCCAAGGCCAGAUGUGAGGUUCAGUUUUCACCGCGCUGCCCGGAGGACUCAGUGCUGAUUGAGGGUUACGCCCCGCCGGGCGAGUGUUGUCCCCUGCCCAGCCGCUGUGUGUGCAGCCCCGCGGGGUGUUUGAGGAAAGUGUGCCAGCCAGGCUACCUCAACAUCCUGGUGUCCAAAAGCUCAGGCAAACCUGGAGAGUGCUGUGACCUGUACGAGUGCAAACCAGUUUUCAGCGUGGACUGCAGCACAGUGGAGUGUCCUCCUGUCCAGCCGGUGCAGUGUCCAGCCGACAGCUAUGAGACGCAGGUCAGACUGACAGCAGACGGUUGCUGCACCCUGCCCACAAGGUGCGAGUGUUUGCCCGGCGCCUGCACCUUCCCUCAGUGUUCGGCUGGAACGUCCCCCCACUUGGUCUCCCGUGGCAAUGGAACACCGGGGAGGUGCUGUGAUGUGUUUGAGUGUGUCAACGAGACCAAGCCGGCCUGUACCUUCAGUGGGGUGGAGUACCGCGAUGGCGACAUGUUCAGGAUGGACGCCUGCCGCUUCUGCCGCUGCCAGGGUGGGGUGUCUGUGUGCUUCACUGCACAGUGCGGUGUCCUCCACUGCGAACGCUACUACGUACCUGAGGGAGAGUGCUGCCCCGUCUGUGAAGAUCCUAUCUUCCCAGCUCUGAAUUUUGCAGGCUGCUAUGUGAAUGGGCAGAUCCUGGCUCAUGGUGACCACUGGCGUGAGGAUGAUUGUACGUUCUGCCAGUGUGUGAGUGGAGAAGCCCGCUGCGUGGCGGCCGCCUGCGGCCAUAGCUGCCUCAACCCCGUCACCGUGCCCGGAGAGUGCUGCCCUGUGUGUGAGGAGCCCACCUACAUCACCCUGGCGCCCCCUGCCUGUGGCCCGUUGGAGAACUGCACGCUGACGGAGAAGGACUGCCUGUACGGCUUCCAGCUGGACCAGGACGGCUGUCGCACUUGCAGCUGCAAAACAAGAGAGGAGCUGUGCAGGGGUCUGAUCUCAGGCUGCACUCUGAAGUGCCCAUUCGGGUUCCAGACAGAUGCCCAUGGCUGUGCCCUGUGCCAGUGCCGGCAGCGCCACAAGAAGUGCAAGCCGGUAGCCUGCGCCAAGAACUGCCCCUUUGGCUUCGUUAAAAACAAGCAUGGCUGCGACACCUGUCGCUGUAAGAAGUGCCCUGAGCUCCCGUGUGACAAGCCGUGUCCAAUGGGCUUCCAGCAGGACGAGCUAGGCUGCCUGAUAUGCCAGUGUCGAGACCAGAGCUCCUCUUCUGCCGGCCCCUCGGUUAAACUGGGCUCGUGUUUGUCUAUGGAUGGUCGGAGACAUGAGAACGGUCAAAGCUGGCACGACGGCUGCAGGGAGUGUUACUGCCAUGCCGGCCGAGAGAUGUGUGCCCUCAUUUCCUGCCCAGUGCCCUCCUGCGACAACCCCAGCAUCCACGCUGGCCAGUGCUGCCCCACGUGUCCAGAUGAGUCAGGCUCUCAUAAGCCGGAGCUGAGCGAGGCGUCCGUGUGCUUGGCCCCAGGUGGGGAGUACUUUGUGGAAGGUGAAACGUGGAACAUCGACUCCUGCACCCAGUGUACCUGCCACGUUGGUCGUGUGCUCUGUGAGACUGAGGUUUGUCCACCGCUGCUCUGCCAGAGCCCAAUCAGAACACAGGACUCCUGCUGCCCACACUGCCCAGAUGAGCCAGUAACACCGGCAGCUCCCAGCAACGACAGCAUGCCCAGUUACUGCCGCAACGAGGAGGGUGACAUCUUCCUGGCCGCCGAGUCCUGGAAGCCCAAUGUCUGCUCCAGCUGUGUGUGCCUGGACGGAGUUAUCAGCUGCUUCUCCGAGUCCUGCCCUCCGGUGAACUGCGCCCGGCCUGUCCUGCGUAAGGGCCAGUGCUGCCCCUACUGUCUAGAUGCCACUCCGAGGGCCGUGUGCCACUUCAACGGGAAGACGUACGUGGACGAGGAGCGAUGGGACAUCGACAGCUGCACACACUGCUACUGCCUACAGGGCCAGACGCUGUGCUCCACUGUCAGCUGCCCCGCCCUGCCCUGCAACCAGCCAAUCACAGUGGAGGGCAGCUGCUGCCCCAUGUGCCCAGAAAUAGUCCCCACUAAUGUGCCCAUAGAGAAGACAGACCAGCAUGGAGACAGACUGAGGCAUCGGCCAGCCUGGCCUACGCACAGCGAGAACGACAUCAUGCCGCAGUUCAGAGGUGACUUUGGGAGCCUACAGAUGCCAUAUCUGGAUGGGAAGACGCCGUUGCCCAGUGAGGAUCCUAGCCUUCACUGGGCCUGGGUGGCCUUGCCCAUCCUCAUGAUGGUGCUCACUGUCACCGCCCUGCUGUUGGUCAAUCAGAGGAAGCAGUGGAUCCCUGUGCCUUGCUAUCGCACUCCCACUAAGCCCACGUGUCUGAAUAACCAGCUGGUGUACGUGGACUGCCAGAAGGGGACGAAGGUCCAGGUGGACAGCUCACAGCGCAUGCUCCGCAUCGCCGACCCGGACUCGCGCUACAGCGGCUACUACAGCAUGCCCAAACACAACAACCUGCAGGCAGACAACUUCUACCAGACUGCGUGAGCGAGCAAGAGCCAGAAAGAGUGCGAGAGAGAGAGAGAGAGAGGGAGAGAGAGAGAGAGACUAAGACCAGGGUCUGCUGCCGAAACCUGAGAGAGCACAUUACCAACUGCUACUAACUACAGUGAUGGACAAAGAAAUGUGGAGAGUGGUAGACGCCCCGGUAAAGAAUAACAAUCAUAAUACCCAUGUUAAUAGAACGUCACUCCGAAACGCACGCAGACAACUGACGGUCUCAUCGGGACGGGAUAACGUUACCACGCCGGUCGCUGCGGGGAGUGUAUUUAUUUGAACCGGAGGAGCUGAAAGCUUCCUCGGAAUAUUUUUGUGCAUUAGAGAAUGCGUGUAAGUGUGUGUGUCUGCGCGGUUGGAGGUUUAUGAGAUCAAACGUACAUAUUUGGGAUUAGGACAGACUGGGGUGUUUU